This is a messenger RNA of Nannospalax galili (Upper Galilee mountains blind mole rat), 1547 nucleotides long. RefSeq names its product guanine nucleotide-binding protein subunit alpha-14. NCBI's taxonomy places the organism in Eukaryota, Metazoa, Chordata, Mammalia, Rodentia, Spalacidae. The transcript has 8 exons. Gene Ontology annotation, molecular function: GTPase activity; guanyl nucleotide binding; G protein-coupled receptor binding. The coding region runs from base 1 to 1158 and encodes 385 amino acids. Gene Ontology annotation, cellular component: heterotrimeric G-protein complex. Gene Ontology annotation, biological process: action potential; adenylate cyclase-modulating G protein-coupled receptor signaling pathway; phospholipase C-activating dopamine receptor signaling pathway. The record is from RefSeq and is a predicted model, not a curated record.
AUGGCGGGCUGCUGCUGCCUGUCCGCGGAGGAGAAGGAGUCGCAGCGCAUCAGCGCGGAAAUCGAGAGGCAGCUCCGCCGCGACAAGAAGGACGCGCGCCGCGAACUCAAGCUGCUGUUGCUGGGAACUGGUGAAAGCGGGAAAAGCACCUUUAUCAAGCAAAUGAGAAUAAUCCAUGGGUCUGGCUACAGUGAUGAAGAUAGAAAGGGGUUCACGAAGCUGGUUUACCAAAACAUAUUCACCGCCAUGCAAGCCAUGAUCAGAGCAAUGGACACCUUAAGGAUACAGUACAUGUGCGAGCAGAAUGAGGAAAAUGCCCAGGUCAUCAGAGAAGUGGAGGUGGACAAGGUCUCUUCACUCUCCAGGGACCAGGUAGCAGCCAUCAAGCAGCUGUGGCAGGAUCCUGGGAUCCAGGAGUGCUACGACAGGAGGCGGGAGUACCAGCUGUCAGACUCAGCUAAGUAUUACCUGACUGACAUCGACCGAAUUGCCAUGCCUUCUUUCGUGCCAACACAGCAAGAUGUGCUCCGUGUUCGAGUGCCUACCACUGGUAUCAUCGAGUAUCCGUUCGACUUGGAAAAUAUCAUCUUUCGGAUGGUGGAUGUUGGUGGCCAACGAUCUGAACGACGGAAAUGGAUUCACUGCUUUGAGAGUGUCACCUCCAUCAUUUUUUUGGUUGCCCUGAGUGAAUAUGACCAGGUCCUGGCUGAGUGUGACAAUGAGGCGGAGUUCAGAAGACCACACCCAAGUGAACCAGUCACCGCAGGUCUGAAGCUGACAUGGCAUCUGGUGGUCAGUGGCCCACAUGCAGUGAAUCGUAUGGAAGAGAGCAAAGCCUUGUUUAAAACCAUCAUCACGUAUCCCUGGUUUCUGAACUCAUCUGUGAUUCUGUUCUUAAACAAGAAGGAUCUUUUGGAGGAGAAAAUCAUGUACUCUCAUCUAAUUAGCUACUUCCCAGAAUACACAGGACCAAAGCAGGAUGUCAAAGCUGCCAGAGACUUUAUCCUGAAGCUAUAUCAAGACCAGAAUCCUGACAAAGAGAAAGUCAUCUAUUCCCACUUCACAUGUGCCACAGACACAGAGAACAUCCGCUUUGUGUUCGCAGCUGUCAAAGACACAAUUCUACAGCUAAACCUAAGGGAGUUCAACUUGGUCUAACAGCUGCUGCCCACUCUCCCCCAUGAAAGAAGAUAACGAUUUGCAAGCUCUUCCUGCUUUAUUUGCAAGUGCUUCUGAUGCCACUUGGGCCAGGGCCCAGGGUCGGGCACUUAAGGACAUUAUGGAGACACAGGACAGAGAUGGGCGAUGAAACUUGAAAGAUACUUGAGUUUACCAACCCUUUUUAUGUGUCUUUAAUUCUUGUCUAAUUAUUUUCUUGCCUUCUGGCUAUAAAAUUAGGUAUAGUUUUUUAAUUAGGUAUUUUGUAUAAUUUUAAAAGGUCACUGUGAUUUCUUUUUUUUUAAUUAGAUUUUGAAUGUGUUUAAUAAUAGCCAUUAAAAAAAUCACACAAAAGAGAGAGACUUGUUAAUUUAUAGAUCCUGCCUUCA